Messenger RNA from Chelmon rostratus (copperband butterflyfish), 1382 nucleotides. RefSeq names its product SIX homeobox 9 (gene six9). Gene Ontology annotation, biological process: regulation of transcription by RNA polymerase II. The record is from RefSeq and is a predicted model, not a curated record. Gene Ontology annotation, molecular function: DNA-binding transcription factor activity, RNA polymerase II-specific; RNA polymerase II cis-regulatory region sequence-specific DNA binding. Bases 132 to 800 code for a protein of 222 amino acids. The transcript has 3 exons. NCBI's taxonomy places the organism in Eukaryota, Metazoa, Chordata, Actinopteri, Chaetodontiformes, Chaetodontidae. Gene Ontology annotation, cellular component: transcription regulator complex; nucleus.
ACGAUGCUCCACACAGACUUCAGCUCUCUGCAGUACAAACCUAAGAGUGGUUGUUAGAAGAUAUCUUCAAACAAACUUUGGUUCAACUUGCAUGUCAAGACUUUUUGGGCUACCACUCUGUUUCCAAGGCAAUGAUCUUCACAGCAGAACAGGUGGCUUGCAUGUGCGAGGUUCUUCUGCAGAGCGGUUGCAUGGAUCGUCUUGCUGACUUCCUCCGCACUCUUCCUCCUCCUUCCAUCUCUUCUCCUUGCCCUGGGGAGCUGGAGAGUGUGCUGAAGGCUAAAGCCGCAGUGGCCUUUCACCAAGGCCGCUUCACAGAGCUCUACACCCUGCUGGAGGGCUUCACCUUCUCCCCACGCAGCCAACCGCUCCUGCAGCAGCUCUGGCUCAGAGCCCACUACAUAGAGGCCGAGAGGCAGAGGGGCCGACCCCUGGGAGCUGUGGGGAAGUAUCGCGUAAGGAGAAAGUUUCCUCUACCACACACCAUCUGGGACGGAGAGGAGACCAGCUACUGUUUCAAGGAAAAAUCACGCAGUAUACUCCGAGAGUGGUACCACCAUAAGCCGUAUCCCUCUACCCGGGAGAAGCGGGAGCUCGCAGUCGCCACCGGCCUGACAACCACCCAGGUUAGCAACUGGUUCAAGAACCGCCGGCAGAGGGACCGAACCACAGACGUUACUGUUUUCCCUGGAGGACCCUCAGGAGAAGUCUACCCUUCCUCUGACAACGACUGCUCACCUCCAGGCAGCCCACCUCCACCCCUCUUUCACCCACCACCUCCUCUGCGUCACAUCAUUUGAGUCUGCCCUUCAAAUGUUUAAAUUGUGGCUUAAAUGUCUUGGUAUUUUCUGUUCUAUAAGUAUAGCAUUUUGUUUUGCUUUGCUAUUUCUUGAAUGUGAGUUUUCUGGUGUCAGUAAUACAAAUACUUUGCAAACAUGACAGAUAAUGCACAUUUAAACUUAAAACAGAACACAACCGAUGCAUCACAUGGCUGGAUUAGAUUCAACAUACCCGUUCACACCUGGGAUUAUAUCCACAGUUAGAGGGUCUCUCACUCAUUCUGAAACACAACAUUCCCAUAUGGUAUCAAAAUAUUUCUAAGUUACUGUUUUUUUCUAGUAACAGCACUGCUCUGUAUAUGACUUCCAAAGAAAAACUGAAUAAAACCAUUUUAACUUUAUUGCAGAUGUUUCACUGCACCGAUGUGAAACAACAGUUGUUUGAUUUUCACUCACACCAUUGCACUGACACAAAAUGUUCAGUAUAGCCAUAUAACAUAAGGUAGCAAUUAAUAACAGCAGGAUGUAAGGCCAAGAGGAUCCUCACUCAAGUGAAGGUAACAGAAAUAUUCACAGAUACAACCUGGCUGUUGUUCACCAUUG